CAUAGGUCUGAACAGUGAACGCAAUGGUGAAACUCGGGCGCCGUCCGGCAUGGAAAUGUCACACAAACAUCGGUGUUUUAGAAACAACGCCUAAAGGAGACGUACUCACAGCCUCACCGUACGUUUCCCCUCAAACGAAUUUAGUUGUGAUGUUUUGGGAAUAGGAUCGGCAAACAGAAAGAGUGGACUGCAUCACAAGACUAGAAAAGAGACUCAACGAUGAGGCUCAGUCGCCACAACCUCAACACUUGAGCUCAUCAUCAUGCAAGACGAAAACAGCAUGACCAGCUCUGGAGUUGAAGCUGAGAUGGAGGAGCAAUAUUCAGAAGAUGAAAACUACAAACUGGUUUCACCCUGUGUGAGCUCACAGAUAGGAGAUGGCAGCCCUGCAAAGGAGCAAAGCCAUGACCAGAAAGCAAUGGAGAAGGAGUCCCCAGAGAGCCCUUCAGCAAUAAAAAGAUGGGAGUUUGGCCCACUUCUGCAGUCAUUCAAAUCCAAAAUGGCUAGCUUUACCGAGAUUGUCAUGAGCCCUGUUCGGCUUUUCAAGCCCAGUGAGACUCUAUCCUUAAUCGCACUUCCUGAUCAGCGUGAACAGCUGAUAGAGUCAAAUGUUGAAAAUUCAACCCAGACUGAAGAGGCCGAGACUGAUAAAUGCAGAAAUGGAUUGUUUCCAAAAAGGCCUUCUGCAGAAAAGGUGCAGUGCAACACUGCUGCAAAACGCCACAGAGUUGCACAGAGACUGAAUUUUUGCAACAACCACGAACCAGUAUUGGAUCACAUUGAAAAGCACAACGAGCUUUCACCAAAUGAAGAAAAUCAGAUAGACCGUCCUUCAAGCCAGUCACAAGACGUCCUUCAGGAUGGGACACGUGAUCCCAGUCCUUGUAAAGCACACAGCCCUUUCCUCAGGACUAGACCAAAUCUGUCCACAGACAAACAUUUAAAUUCUGCAAGUGCCAUGUGUGUCACUAGUCAAGCCAUUGUUCAGACAGAUGCACUGGUUGUCUUGCAUCGUCUGUCAGGUGAGAGACAGACCCGUCGCAGCGGCACAGCCUGUGGACAUGAACAUGAGUCCUACUUUUCAGAAUCAAACAUGUUGAAACCUGAGUCUGACAGUAGCACAAUCAAAACUUGUGCGAACAAGCCUAAUCUUGGAUUCCCCUCUUUAAGCACAGCAUCUGAUUUUGAUGUUAUAGAUAAAGGCACAAGCACAGCUUGCAGCGAAGAAUCCUUGUCACGUAUGGCCAUCAGGAAAAGCCCUAGAAAGAAAUAUUUGUCAGGGUCGUCUGGACUGGCUACUUUUGUGACCAGAUCAAAGACUCUGGAUGUGGAGAUGAAGGAAUCACCAUAUGAAAACCGUAUAGAGUGGACGCAGCACUCAGCUGAACUGUCAGACCCUCCAAAGACUUGUGUCAGGGAAGUGAGGCCAAAGAGAUGCAGAGAUACUCCUCAGUCAAAGAUAGACUUGCAGGCAAGAGGAAAAUGUGAUUUGCAGAUUGCUAAAGAGGGAAGACCUGUAAGGAAUAAAAAUGUCAAAAACAAUAUCGUGACUCUGGAAAUAAACCAGGUGGAAGAAACAUUUGUUCAGGUUAGGAAAAAGAGGAAAGGGGUUUCUACAAUGCAACCACUCCAAGAUUCAAAUGUGCAUGUCAGUACUAAUGCUGCACAUGUUGCGAUGAGAAAUUCUGUUGAGGCCUCAGAUAAAAUGGGACAGGACAAGACAAUGAGAAGUCGGUUGAGAAAAAAUGUUAAAUAUAGGACCUCUUGCAAUGAAGAUACAACAUCCUCUCAAAACGACACACAGAAUGUCCUGAUUGACAAAACAAUGAACGGUCAAUCUCUUGGGUUUCAGCCUCUGUCCACUGAAACUCGAAAAACAAGACGGCAUCUUAAAACUACAGGUGAUGCGUUGCGGAGGAAAAGCAUUCGUUCACCCAAGCACAAGUUUGAGGACUACAGCGUGACUUCAGUGGUUGAUCCAGCAGGACCAAGUCAACCUUCAAAACGAACACUACUGCACAGCAAACAGUCUGUUAUUGUGGCUGAGGAGCAGGAGAUGUGUAUUUCUGGACUGAAAUCAGAAGAAGAAAUACAGGAGCUUACAUCACCUGGUGCAACAGCUCCAUUGCAUUCAGAAAGAAAACUAAGCAGACACACAAAGAAUGUAAUCCGGCCAAGAAGAGAAGAUGUUUCCGUUGCAAAAAGGAAAGGUGCUCCUGGAGGUAACAAUGAAGCGGAGAGCCAAGAACAGGCAAAGGAAGCAGUUCCAGUUGUAUCGUUGUCAGGUAGCGGUCGCAACCGCCUCCUGCGCAGCUACUCCUGCCCUGAAAUCCCGUCCCUAGUAUUCAGUGACUGUCAUUUACCCUGGUCCCACACGCAUGACAACAGCACUACCUCACCCAGCAGAAAGAGCUCACCCGCUCCGCUCCCCAUGCACCUUCACUCUCCGUCCAAGCGCACUCGCCGGCACACCGUCUGCAGUGUGGAGAUCGAGCGCGAAAUCGCCCCUUUGUGUCUCCGUAAGGAGGUGUACCCUACUAGUCGGGGUAGCCCUUUGUGCCCCUCUUCCCCUUAUUCUCCCUCCACCUCCCUCACAGCCCUUGCCUCGUGUUUUUUGUCCAGUCCUUUGGCGUUCUUGUCUAAAAGCUCAAGCCAAGGGCGUAGUCAUGCUGGCGACACCAACACUGGCAGUGUUUCAGCUGCCUCCAGUUUUGUCGCAGCAUCAUCAUCACCGUCCUCAUUCAGUCCCCUUUUUACUUCCACCCUCACGUCCUGUCAUCCUUUAUCCGGCCCUUCCUCUGUCACUCCAAGCCCUGAGACACCCUCCGCCUCUGUGUCAUCACUCUGCAGUGCGUUUUCACAAAGUUCUUUGGAAGGAGACAGUCGGGUGCUUCAGAUGGAGUGCGAGGAGUCGAUAGAUGAAGAGAGAUCCAACUUUGACCUUAAACUGUCUGCGGCCAUCUCAGAGGAGAAAGCAUUGUCAGACUCUGAAAUCAAGACUGAGGUCAAGGAUGGUCAGCGAGGAAAGGUGUCCUCUAUUCGUAUCCGUAAAAAGAUUCCGAAGCCUCAAAAUAAUCUUACCCCUAUGGGCCUUCCUAAAGUCAUCAGAAUAAAAAAGAAAGAUUUCAGUUUGGAGGAAAUCUACACCAACAAAAACUUCAGCAAACCUCCUGAUGGACGUUUGGAAACCAUAUUUGAGGUGCCUCUUAACCGGCGUGACGGAUCUCAGGCAGUCGUGGGCCAAAAAAAGGUGAAACGCUUUGUGGAAUUCCCUGAACUGGGUGUUGCCAGGAAGCCCAAGAAACCUCUGGUGGGUGUAACGGCAGGAGGUGGAGCCCAGAGGAACGCCGGGAUCUGUAGAACCAGACGAGGUGUCGGGGUCUCUUCCAAAGUGGAGGAUAGCCUCACCUUGCAGCAGCUUGAGUCUCUCCUUUGCUCCAAGCUUGAGGAGUUAGACACCUGGAUGGCACUUCAGCAGGUUGCGGGCUGAGGCCGAGGUCUUGAUUGUUCAGCACCAAACAAUGGGCUUUGUGUUUAUUCUGUUAAAAUUUACUGUAAAUUCAUCAAAGCAACAAUAAAUAGACUUGCAAAGCUGUACAUUCUUUUUGAUUGCUAAUGUACUGUAAAGAUCUUAAAAGUACAUAACAUUCUUUAUAUAUUUUGCAAGGUAAUGCUGUUUAUUUUGUAGAUUGGUCUGAUGUAACAAGAAACAACUCCGUUCCGUUUUGUAUAACCAUUCGAAGAAAGCACUUGUUUACAUCAAUUUGUGGUAUAUAUGUUUAAAAUAUCUCUCAUUUCUGCUCACCACAUGUCUGUAUCAGAACGUGUCUCACUCAUAAACCAUUCCUGUCUUCUUUAAAACGUUUAAUCUUCUUUGGUUCAAAUGAAUGCCUUAUUAAUACACUCAGGAUGGCCUGUGUAUUUCUUUCUAAAGGAGACGGUACAACGGCCUUUGUAGUGACAGCGUUGAAUACAGUGAGUUACCAGUGAGACAAAAGUUUGCAUUGUUCACUUUUAAAUCACGCUUUAUGCUUCUUAUCUAGAAGCAUAAAUGAUUAAAAGGUUUUGAUGCAUUCUCUGCUUUUACUCAGGUGCUCUAAAUAUAGUCCAUUCACUUAUUUCAGGCUUUUGUUCAUCUUUGAUGUAGUGAUUUAUAAUACUGCUUGUGGUGUUUGAACACGUUGAAUGGAUUGUGUGUAAACUUGUUUGAUAUGUAUAGACGUCUGCGUUCGGUAUUUUUAAUAGAAUACGAUUGAACUGUUUUGUAUUUUGUCAAGUUGUUUGUAAGAUGUUCACAGGUGCAUUUUGACUGUUACGCAUUUUAUUACAAAGUCUGAAAUACAUGCAGUGUACAAAACAUCAAAAGCACAAGGUAUUGAAACAGUACAAGUUAUUUACAAGAACACAAUAUUAAUAAUGUAACCACAUCCAUAUCUCAACAUUGGAAUGUCCUGCUCUCUGUGAGUGUCUCAAUGUUUCAUCUCCAAUUUGCAUUAAGAGAAUAAAUAAAAUCAGCUUGCUGAAGUGUAAAAGUA
Messenger RNA from Labeo rohita (rohu), 4535 nucleotides. RefSeq names its product proline rich 14 (gene prr14). The record is from RefSeq and is a predicted model, not a curated record. Bases 263 to 3490 code for a protein of 1075 amino acids. The transcript has 8 exons. NCBI's taxonomy places the organism in Eukaryota, Metazoa, Chordata, Actinopteri, Cypriniformes, Cyprinidae.